Ornithorhynchus anatinus (platypus) is the source of this 5815-nucleotide messenger RNA. RefSeq names its product thyroid hormone receptor beta (gene THRB). Lineage: Eukaryota; Metazoa; Chordata; Mammalia; Monotremata; Ornithorhynchidae. Gene Ontology annotation, biological process: positive regulation of transcription by RNA polymerase II; retinoic acid receptor signaling pathway; negative regulation of transcription by RNA polymerase II. The coding region runs from base 771 to 1997 and encodes 408 amino acids. The transcript is spliced from 14 exons. The record is from RefSeq and is a predicted model, not a curated record. Gene Ontology annotation, molecular function: RNA polymerase II cis-regulatory region sequence-specific DNA binding; nuclear receptor activity; zinc ion binding.
GCGGCGGCCAAGAUGGCAUUUCAUUCGCUGCGCCCCUGCCGGGGGCUGAACGGGCUCCUUGGCCGCCGCCCCCGGUGCCGGGCGAGGGAGGCAGAGACGGAGGGAGGGAGAAGAGGAGAGAGACACUGAGCGGGCGAGCGGCGGGAGGGGAAAUCGAGGGGAAUCGAGGUCACAGACACGCAGACUCCCCGGCCUGGAGGACUCACCCCGACUCCAGAUCAUUCCUGAUGUUGCCCAGAGUUUUCUUGGCCUUUUUCCUGCUGCCACACACUAUGGAGACAGAUUGAAGGAACAGUUGAUAAUAACUCCAAGAUAUUCCCUAAGUCGCCACUGGUCCCACUGCCAAGUGAUCAAAUUCCAGGUUCACCACCUGCUUCUACCUGCUCUGUAAGGACCCUGCAAUACCAGAAAGCACUGGGACUGACACUAGCUGGAGCAGAAGACUUGAAAAUGAAGAUCUAAUGAGGCCCCCAUCUUGUAUGAGGAGGACGAGAAGCUGUUUUGAAUUCAUCUCUCCAUCCUAGGCCCGUCUGCCUGAUGAGUGGUCCUGUAGUGUCACUGGAUUCUUACAGCCAACUCCUCUCCUUCCCCCAGUAAUGAUGCAAGAAUAGUUGAUUUAGUUCAUGAGAUCUUCUGCACAGGAUCGUGUCCCUUUGAGAAGGUGAAUUCAGAGAAUACAAGAAAACAGAAUGGUUACUAAUCCAUGACUCCCAACAGUAUGUCAGGCCUGGGCGGUGAAUCAGCCUUAUACCUGUAGUUACCCUGGAAACAUGUUUAAAAGCGAGUUCUCUGACAUGGACAUGGCCCUGAAUCAGUACAGCCAACCUGAAUAUUUCACUGAAGAAAAACCUACUUUUUCUCAAGUGCAGUCGCCGUCGUACUCUCAAAAAAAAGGGUACAUACCCAGUUACUUAGACAAGGACGAACUAUGUGUAGUAUGUGGUGACAAAGCCACUGGGUAUCACUACCGCUGCAUCACUUGUGAAGGCUGCAAGGGUUUUUUUAGGAGAACCAUUCAGAAAAAUCUCCAUCCAUCCUAUUCCUGUAAAUAUGAAGGAAAAUGUGUAAUAGACAAAGUAACAAGAAACCAGUGCCAGGAAUGUCGCUUCAAAAAAUGUAUCUAUGUUGGCAUGGCAACAGACUUGGUGCUGGAUGACAGCAAGCGGUUGGCAAAGAGAAAGCUGAUAGAAGAGAACCGCGAGAAGAGACGCCGGGAAGAACUGCAGAAAACGAUUGGCCACAAGCCAGAACCUACUGAUGAGGAAUGGGAGUUGAUCAAAGUUGUCACCGAAGCACAUGUGGCCACCAACGCGCAAGGCAGCCAUUGGAAACAGAAAAGGAAAUUUCUGCCAGAAGAUAUUGGCCAAGCACCAAUUGUAAAUGCCCCAGAAGGUGGAAAAGUGGAUUUAGAAGCCUUCAGCCAGUUUACAAAAAUUAUCACACCAGCAAUUACAAGAGUGGUGGAUUUUGCCAAAAAGUUGCCUAUGUUUUGUGAGUUGCCAUGUGAAGAUCAGAUAAUCCUCUUGAAAGGCUGCUGUAUGGAAAUCAUGUCCCUCAGAGCUGCCGUGCGCUAUGAUCCAGAGAGUGAGACUUUAACCCUCAAUGGGGAAAUGGCAGUGACACGGGGCCAGCUGAAGAAUGGGGGGCUUGGGGUGGUGUCUGAUGCCAUCUUUGACCUGGGCAUGUCAUUGUCUUCAUUCAAUCUGGACGACACCGAAGUAGCCCUCCUUCAGGCAGUCCUGCUCAUGUCUUCAGAUCGCCCAGGACUCGCAAGUGUCGAGAGGAUAGAAAAGUGUCAAGAGGGUUUUCUGCUGGCCUUUGAACACUAUAUCAAUUACCGAAAACACCACGUUGCGCACUUUUGGCCAAAACUGCUGAUGAAGGUGACAGAUCUGCGAAUGAUAGGAGCCUGCCACGCCAGUCGCUUCCUGCACAUGAAGGUGGAAUGCCCCACGGAACUCUUUCCACCAUUGUUCUUGGAAGUGUUUGAGGAUUAGAAUGACUGGAUUGUUUCUCAUAAUUCCUACAGCACUACUGGGAGUCAUUUCAUUCCAUUGCCUAGCUCUUUUUGUUUGUUUGUUUAUUUGUUUCUUUUCAUUUGUGGGAGGGAGGGUUGUUUUUUUUUGUUUGGGGGGUUUUUUGUGCAUAGACAUGGAUGAAAAUGUCCCUUUAAUGCGGGUACUUGUGACUAUUGCAUUUUGUUCUUCAGUCCUUUGAUGUGAAUGCUUUGAAAGUUUAUCAGUGAACAAGAAAUCACCAAGUCACCAGCACAAAGUGAUCACCAGCUCUCAUCCAGCCCUGAUGUGAGAGACAGGAGAGGAAUCUGCAGAACACCCAGGAAACUGGAAGGCCUCUGAAAUGUUGCCAUUCUGACCCUGUAAUGACUUUUUCCAGUUACACCUCAUUUUACUGGGCACAAAUGAUCUUAUGAUCAGAUGCAUGUUCUAGUUUUUUUCAUGGUCAGUCUGGAGAAAUCAUGACCAUAUUCCUAGAGAAUUCUAUUUAUCCUGGCCAUGUUAGCAGCAUUUUUGGGCUCACAUUCAUAUGAGUAUUUGUGUCCUAUAAAAUCAGAUAUACUGUCAUUUUUUUUAAUCUAGCAAUUUUGUGCAGUCUCCUUAUAAAAGGAGACUCAAAGAUCCAGAAUGAGUAACCACAAAAAAAAAGGUCAAGAAAUCCAAGAAAGCCAAAGUUUAAGUCAAAGCUAGUCCUUUUCAGUAGCCCACCAACUGCCCAACAAUAUAUUUAGUUCUGAGCCCUCUGGCUCAUUUCAAGAUGCUGAGAAAAUUUCAAUGGGAAAACAAAUUCACAAUGGAAUGUCAUUUGUUACUGACAUUGUUCCAUCAGGUCAACCCCUACAUCCCUGAAAUUCUUUCCAUUCAUUACCUACGUGGGAGACAAUCUUCUCUAAGCUGACACCAGCUUGCUCUGUGGAUGAAAUUUUCAAAUCAAAAUAUCGGGACAAACAUGUAAGUAGCCUAAUUUUAGGAAUAGUGUAUGGAAAGGGAUUAUCUGCAUUCUGAGUUGAAGAUAACCGGAGUGGUCUAAACACUUAAAAGUAGCAUUAGGGAAAAAGACCUCCAGUUAACGGGUACUCGGCUUUAUCUUCUUCACUCAAGACUUUCUCUUGAUCCCCCUCACCCGCCACUGUAGCCAGGGUUUUAAUAUCCCUAGACCAAGACAGAAUAACUGUACUCCCCUCCUCACUUGGGGCCCUCUGCUUGGUUCUUGGGGGCACUGCUCCAGAGGGAUGUUUAUAACUCAAGGGCCUUCACAAGAGACAAUGAAAAAUGGGUUUAUAUUAAAGCAUUUUACUUGUGAAGAAACUGAAGGGGAAAAUGCUCACCCCCACGCUGGUGCAUCAGUAGCACAGGCAUUUUUGACACUGAGCGUUUCUCCGUGUUGGCCUUUCAUGGUGCACAAUGUUUACAGGAUGGCCAAGUGAAGGGACUACUGUUCCUAGCUCUGCCAAACCCACUAAAAGUGUGAAGGUUUAGUCAAAGUAAUCAAGCAUCAAAAACAUGAAAAUCGCAAAAAGAAAAUAAUUCCUAGUGUUUUCUUCAUUCCUAGUCCUAGCUCUAUUAGUCCACAACUGAAGUUUACGAGUUGUUUAGAACACUUUGCUCUGAUGAGUUUCACAUUAGUAUUUGGGGAGAGCACAUAAAAUGAUUCUAGUGAAUGAACCGACUCUAGGAGGACAUAGCCUCUCUAUGUCCUCCCUCUUAAUGGAGGAGCAGGGAUAUGAACAGCGUUAAAAAGCCAAAUGAUAAGAUAUGAUUGAAAUAAGCUAGGCAAGUUCCAUGGAAAGAAGGAUUCAGAUUGUGCCAACUGACCAAUAGACUGAAAUCAGGUCUGACCAUAAUUAAGUUCUGCUAGGGGUUGUUCACAUAGCAACACAACCAAUGGGCUGGAAAGGAGUUAAAAUUCCAGAGAAAUGUUUUCAGUAUUUGGUAUGUCUAAGGAGGAGGGAGAGGAUUGGAGAUUUCUAGCCAAAAAAUGAUGUUUAUUUAGGAUUCACCAAGGGCUCAGUAAUCCAUAGUGAUUUAUUUUGGUCCAAUGGUAAUCACCUGAUGACCUUUGGAUAAAGUACCCCUUGAGCAAAAUAUCUUUUUGCCACCCUAGCAACAUCCCUAUAGGGCUGAACAUUUCUGUGGAACCUGACUUAUCAGUCAGCUUCUUGGGGGUGUCUCCUACUUUUGCUCAGUGAAAAUGGUAAGAACUUUAGACUGAAACACUGCAAUUGGGAGCAGAGUUUUCCUUCUUGUGUCAGCUGCCUUUGGUUUCUAAUGGCAAGCUUUUAUGUCUUAAUCUCGUUCCCUUGAAAUCUUGACAUUUACUUCUAGAGUAGAGCAUACACAGUGUUCAGUGAGCUCAGAACGACAGUCCACACUGUGCCUGACCUGUAGAUUUUAGAAUUCCAGCCUUGUUUCUGUGGACCGCUAAUCACUUGCUCUUCCAUGAACAGGUGCGUGAGCGAAAACACCACACCUUUUCCUCAAGAAGGAUUCAGCUUUGAUGGAGCUGUUGAUCACUCUCAAAGCAUGUCAUUGUUAGUGAUGUAUUUUUAUUCUAUGGAACUCUAAACUGUAUGUGUCAUAUUGACCUUUUGCUGCAUGAAACAUCAGUUUUAAAAAAUCGGUCUUAUGGUUUUGAGAUGUAGCCAGCAUUUGUAAGGCUAAACCUUUUUCAUUAACUGAAUUUAAAAUCAACACCCAAGGAAAACAUCCUAGUUCUGAAAAGAGCAAUUCAAGCAUUUGAAAUGUGUCAUUCUUUCCAACAGCUGGGUCCAUCAGGUCCUAAAAUAAGCUCUUAAUUUUCCUGUUAUUACAGUAAUAUGGAAAUAUUAACAUAGUGUUUCUUUUGAUAGUGAUAUAAUAUGAUCUGUAUUUAAAUUUUAUAGAGAAAAAAUUUAUCGUAGUGUGAUGUAGAUAUUUAUUUUCCAGCUAAAGAUUCACCGUAUGUGUAUUUUUUACAAUUUAAAUUUUUGCUUCACAAGUUAAAAAAAAAAACCGACAACCUACAUUGAGCUAAAAGAAAUGUGAAGGAAAAAAAAAAGGUUUGGCCUUAUCACAGAGUUUUCCCUGUGCUGUAUAAAUGUUUGCAGAUGCAAAAAGUAUGCAUUUCUUGUGUGUAUCCACAUUAACUAAUGUUGCCUUCAAAAGCAAUAUUGUGCAGGUAAUACGCAGUUUGUGGCUCUCCAUUGCACAGUUAAACAACUUUUAAAAGCUAACCCUCUUUAUGCACAAGACAAUCAAAUGUAAAUCUACAACCAGGGUGUAGAUUAGUCUCAUGUAAAUUACUGAGCACAAUGUUAAGACAGAAAAAUGACACUUUAUUUAACUAUACAUGUUAAGUUGGAAAUGAAAAUAUCAGGGCAUGAAACAGCUGACAUUGUCAUUUCUUUCCUCUUUUGGUUCUUCCUUAACUUUUCUCUAUUAAUUUGCUUGUAGGUAAACACCAAAUUAGUUUUUCAUAAGACAAACACAAAUGAACUAUUUUUGCUAAUAUGUUCAUGCCCUGAAAAGUGAGGAAAGUGCUACACAGUAUAGUGAAAGACUUAAAGAACAUUGGAUGAUGUAUUUUUUUUUUUGCAAACAGUGUUAUGUGAUAUUGCUAGAUUGGUAAUAUUUUUUCAGCCUAAAACUAUAUUAAAAUCUGUGAUCACAAAUGUUUUCAACUAUCCAAAAAGAAAAUUUGUAUAUUUGGAAAAAAAUGAAUUUUUACAUAGCUUUUGUAUGCAAAUAUUAAAAUGUAAUUAUAUAGUGGGCAUAAACUCGUAAGCUUAAAUUCUAAGAAGAAAAAGCUUAUAAUUGGUAAA